AGCACGGUUUAUCGACAUAUGCCCCUAGUGGACCCCCGGCGGCCCGACAGUUCUCUAUAAUUGCUCGAUCGCGGGGCAAACCUGUCAUCGCGAUGCCACACGCAGUCAGCAUCGCGACCCCGGCCCUCCAGGCCUUGAUUCUCUGCGGCCCGGGCAGCUCAUUUCCAACCUUCACAGCAAAUCCCGAUGAGAACCCCAAGGCUCUUCUACCAAUUGCCAACAGGCCCAUGGUUUGGUAUCCGCUCGAAUUCUGCUACCGGGCAGGGAUAACAAACAUCACUCUCGUCUGCCCGCCUUCAGCGGCAGAGGCGAUCGACACGGCCCUAAAGACAAACCCAUAUCUCACCAGCCUUCCCUUUCCGAGGCCUGACCUCCUAGCACCGAAGGACCUAGACCAAAACACGGGAACGGCCGAAAUUCUCCGUCUUCCAGAGCUGCAAGAAGUCGUAACAUCAGACUUCUUGGUUCUCCCAUGUGACCUCGUCUGCGAGCUGGGCGCAGAGAAGCUGCUGCAAGCAUGGAUGGUCAAGUCGGCUAGCCUCGACGACCUUGUCGGCGAUUCGGAAUCCGGUGGCCACCGCAGCGGCGGCUUGGGUGUCUGGUAUCAGACCAAGACAGCAAUCCCUGUCAAGGGCGAGGAGACGGAUUUUGUGGCUACCGUGCCACUGCUGUCGUCUUCGAUUCUGCCUGCAAAGGAAUCUUUGUUCCCUCACAUGGAAAAGGUCGUCUACUCCAUGCCAACAGACUCUCUCAAGGAUCUCCUCGAGGAAAAGGAGGGGUUUCCUAUCCGUCACGGGCUCUUACGCCAGCAUCCUCGUGUCCGGAUGCUUACCACCCACCGCGACGCCCACAUUUACAUCUUCCCGCAUUGGGUCAUGCAAUUCAUCAAGGAGAACGAGCGGCUCGAGACCAUCGGCGAGGACGUCAUCGGAUGGUGGGCCAAGGCAGGCUGGCAAAAGGGUCUCUCUACCAAGCUAGGACUAGACAAGGUCCUCCGUCAGCCGGGCACCAACAAGGCAAAAAGCCACGGCCAAUCAAGCCCGGGAGACCACAAUGCCACCACCAGCACCCGCACACUCAGCGCCGACUCCAGUGCAGCCGCGGCGUCCAGCUCGGCGGUCUCCUCCGAGGCCGGCGGUGAUGAUAACCAUUCAGAGAACAGCGACGAACACCCUCCGUCCCCUCCCACCGAACCACCCGCCGUCCCAUCAAUGCUGGCCUACAUCCACCCAACAACCGAAGCAGCCCCCCUAAUCCGGCGCGUCGACACGGCCCAACUCCUCCUCCAAAUCUCCCUCCAGCUCGCCAAGCUGCCCUCGCUCGAAGAGACGGGGCCCGAGAACCCGGCCUCCCCCUUCGCGCACGCGCGCAAGGUGGCCUACCCGGAGGGCGUCAAGCCGCGCACGACCAUCACGAAACAGGACUGCCUGGUGGCGGACAACGUGACCGUCCAGGAAAAGACAUCGAUCAAGGAGUGUGUGGUGGGCGCCAACUGCCAGAUCGGCGAGGGCGCCAAGCUGUUGCAAUGUCUACUCAUGGACGGCGCGGUUGUGAGUCGCAAUUGCAAGCUGACCAAGUGUAUUCUGGGCAAGAGGAGCGAGAUUGGCGAGGGGUGCGUUUUGACUGAGUGCGAGGUGCAGGAGAACUUGCUUGUGGAGGCUAGGAGUGAGUUUACCCCUUUUUUUUUGGAUUUCUUGGUUACGAUUUUGCAAACUCUUGGACUUGACACCUGCUUGGUGCUGGUAUCUGUUUUUGACUUUCAAGGGUAAAAAGGCUGACGAGUGUGCACUGCAGCUGAAGCAAAGGACGAGAAGUUCAUGUCGUCUUCAGGCCUCGAGGCGACCGAGCAGGAGCUGGACGCUCUUGGGGACGAUGACGAGGUAGACGAUGAUGGCGAGGAUGACGACCAAAACUGAAUGAUACCGGCUGAGCAACCCCAGAGUCAAUCGCUGGAAUACGCGUCCUCGUGUUGUCGUUCAGUCGAUCCGGCGAUCUCCGGGGCCGACCCUCGGGCGAGCAAAGUG
Messenger RNA from Parathielavia appendiculata, 2024 nucleotides. RefSeq lists its product as uncharacterized. Gene Ontology annotation, cellular component: guanyl-nucleotide exchange factor complex; eukaryotic translation initiation factor 2B complex. The coding region runs from base 93 to 1769 and encodes 558 amino acids. Gene Ontology annotation, molecular function: translation initiation factor activity; guanyl-nucleotide exchange factor activity. The transcript is spliced from 2 exons. The record is from RefSeq and is a predicted model, not a curated record. Gene Ontology annotation, biological process: biosynthetic process; cytoplasmic translational initiation. NCBI's taxonomy places the organism in Eukaryota, Fungi, Ascomycota, Sordariomycetes, Sordariales, Chaetomiaceae.